Molecule: messenger RNA, 1602 nt
Organism: Helianthus annuus (common sunflower)
Lineage: Eukaryota; Viridiplantae; Streptophyta; Magnoliopsida; Asterales; Asteraceae
Product: glucan endo-1,3-beta-glucosidase 5
Exons: 3
Coding region: 19-1512 (497 amino acids)
Biological process (GO): carbohydrate metabolic process
Cellular component (GO): plasma membrane
Molecular function (GO): hydrolase activity, hydrolyzing O-glycosyl compounds
Source: RefSeq, a predicted model, not a curated record
AUCUCCCUUCCCACAAACAUGGAAUCUCGAAAUUCAUCAUUUUUGUAUGUAUUAUUUUUUAUUUUCAUGUUAAAUAUAAAAAUUUCAUCGGUCCAAGGACUUGGCGUUAACUGGGGUACCCGUGCGAUACACCCAUUGUCACCCAAUAUCGUGGUGAAGUUGUUAAAGGAUAACGGGUUCAAUAAAGUUAAACUGUUUGAAGCUGAACCUUGGGUGCUGGAUGCACUUAGAAACUCAGGAAUCCAAGUUAUGCUCGGGAUUCCUAAUGAUUUCUUAGCUCCGUUGGCAAGUGGUGUCAGCGUUGCUGAAAAUUGGGUCACGAAAAAUGUUUCUGCGUAUGUUUCACGUGGAGUCGAUAUAAGGUAUGUGGCUGUUGGAAAUGAACCAUUUCUCAAAACAUACAAAAACAUGUUCACAAACACAACUCUCCCAGCCCUUGACAACAUUCAAGCCGCAUUGAUCAAAGCCGGUCUAGGCCGACAAGUAAAAGUAACGGUUCCGUUAAACGCCGACGUCUACGAAAGCGCUUCCGGCGUCCCGUCCGAGGGAAAUUUCCGCUCGGACAUCCACGAUCUAAUGAUCUCCAUCGUCAAAUUUUUAAGCGACAACGGAGCCCCUCUCACCAUCAACAUCUACCCGUUCCUUAGCCUCUACGCGGACCCACAUUUCCCCGUCGACUUUGCUUUCUUCGCAGGAACCAAUGCUCCGGUCGUAGACGGCUCGGUUUCUUACACCAAUGUGUUUGACGCCAAUUACGAUACCCUCGUGUGGGCCCUCGAGAAAAAUGGGUUUUCAUCGAUGCCAAUCAUUGUCGGGGAGAUUGGGUGGCCCACUGACGGCGACAUCAAUGCGAAUAUUCAAUAUGCUAGAAAGUUUAACCAAGGGUUACUUAGUCGGAUAAUUCAAGGACAAGGUACACCUAAACGAAAAACGCCACCAGACGUUUAUGUGUUCGGACUUAUCGACGAGGAUGCAAAAAGUAUUGAUCCCGGGAAUUUUGAACGACAUUGGGGCAUAUUUAAUUAUGACGGGACGGUUAAGUAUAGACUCGACUUUGGAAGUAACCGGACCCUGGUCCCAGCUAAAGGUGUCCGGUACUUAGAAAGACAAUGGUGCGUGCUGGCACCAGGCGCUAGUGAAACAGACCCUAAGUUGGUCGACAGUAUUAACUACGCUUGUACAUUUGCAGAUUGUACAAGUUUAGGGUACGGGUCGUCUUGCAAUGGUUUAGACGCUCGAACUAACGCAUCAUAUGCGUUUAAUAAGUAUUUUCAAGCAAUGAAUCAACAAAAAGGCGCGUGUAAUUUUAAUAAUUUGUCGGUGAUCACGAAAAUUCUACCGACAACGGGGAAAGCGAACUGUAAAUUUGAGAUUAUGAUUGACGUUGGGAAACACGAGAAGGCGCGGAGUCCGCCGAAGUAUUCGGCUGCGGCAGGGUGGCUAUCGCCGAAUUUCGGUUGCUCUAUGGUGGUUGUGUUACUUUUGUCAUUGAUCAUUGGUUGGGUUGCAUGAGUGAUUGUAGUUUUGAAUCUUGCAACAUUGUUUAUGUAAAUAAAUCUUAUAAUUUGAUUUAUGAAAGGGUUAAUAAUUAUUUUAUCGUCU